Petromyzon marinus (sea lamprey) is the source of this 3345-nucleotide messenger RNA. It is a transcript of the gene CDT1, whose product is annotated as chromatin licensing and DNA replication factor 1. NCBI's taxonomy places the organism in Eukaryota, Metazoa, Chordata, Hyperoartia, Petromyzontiformes, Petromyzontidae. Gene Ontology annotation, molecular function: DNA binding; DNA polymerase binding. The record is from RefSeq and is a predicted model, not a curated record. Gene Ontology annotation, biological process: DNA replication preinitiation complex assembly; regulation of DNA-templated DNA replication initiation; mitotic cell cycle. Gene Ontology annotation, cellular component: nucleus.
GUGGGGGUGGGGUGGAGUGAAUCGCCACUUGGUACUCCCCAGCGGAAGGUCACGUGAGCGGAUGCCGCAACGUUUGGCGGGAAAACGCGCCCCCUCGCCCCCCGCCUCCCUCGCCUCAAUUUUGGCGGGAAAAAAGGUGGAGCGUCGGCGUCGUCGUUGUUGUGAGGAGUUCUGUUUAUUUUGGUAUCGAGCCCUGUGAGCCAUUCGGCUGUUGAAUCGGGUGCAGCCGCAACAAACCCCAAGAAAACACAAAACCACGAACAAGAGGGAGACGAGAGAGCGAGCGAGGGAGCGAGCGACGUUCGUGGCUUCAUCUCGACAAACUAAAAACAAAAAUGUCUCGACAACAACAAACUUCCCUCACGGACUUCUUCGGCAGCCGCCGGCGCUCGUCGGCGGCUGCUGCUGCUGCUGCCGCGAUGCCGGCCAAGAGGCUGAAGCUGCGCGGCUCCGAGGGAGGUUUCCACUUCUCUGGCGGCGACGGCGGCGGCUGCGGCGGCGAUGCCGUUGAGGCGAAGGCUCUGAGCGACGUCGUUGUUUUUAGUGGCGCCGCCGCGAUGGCGUCGUCGUCGUCAACAACAACGACGACGAUGGCGAUGGAGGCCGUCGCUGUGAGGAGAGGGAGGCGUGGUCGGCGAUCGCGGGAGACGAAGGCGACGAAGGGCGAGGAGGGGAGGACGAGAGUAAGGGGCGACGUGGCCACGUCGGGCGACGACGAUCACCACCGCGGCGAGAGGAGGAGGCGGCGGCGGCCACGACGGAUCGAUGAGGAGGUGGUGGAGGAGGUGGAGGAGGUGGCGGCUGCCACCAUCGCCACGCCGAGCAGCGCACCCCGGCAGCUGAGAGCGGCGAGACGGCGGGAGGGUGAUGAGGAGAGACGAGGCGAUGGUGGUGGUGGUGGUGAUGAUGAGAGACGAGGAGGUGAUGAUGAUGAGAGACGAGGCGAUGGUGGUGAUGGUGAUGAUGAGAGACGGGUGAUGGUGGAGAACGAUGUUGCAACAACCACCAUCACCGCCAUCACCACCACCACGAGAAGACGCCGGCGGCUGGGGGAGCAGCAGCGGAAACGAGGGGAGGAGGAAGAGGAGGAGGAGGGGAGACGAGGAGAUGGCUGCGGCGAGAAUGAUGAGGAGGAGGAGGAGGUUGGACACCACGGGGAGAGCCCCGAGAAGAGAUCCCGGGAGACGCCGCGCGGAGCCUUCGGCCAGGGGCGGGGACGGGAGGACGAGGGGGAGGCCGUGGGGAGGCGCGCGGCGAGAAAGCGGCUGCACCUCGAGGACGAGCCGGUGGAGAAAGAGGGCGCCGGCGACGGUGAUGCCAGCGACGGUGAUGCCGGCGACGGCGGUGCCGGCGACGGCGAUGCCGGCGACGCUGGUACCGGUGAUGGUGACGCCGGUUACCCUCCGGCACCCACAGCCGGGCUUCGCAAGUCCGUGAAGGAGCAGCUGAACCGCAGGCUGUCUCUGUCUCCCGCUUGUGGGGGGCCGAAGGCUUCCCCCAGGGGGGCCCCCCCCACCCCGCAGAAGGGGGGUGGCUGCCCCGGUGACUUGCAGGUGGCGCAAAAGGCGAACGCGGCGGAGGCGAAGCAGUCCCUCGGGACCUGCAGCUCCCUGGCCGAGUUGCAGGCGAAGAUUCGCAGAAUCCAGCAGAAGAAGAAGCAACAGGAGGAGGAGGCGGAGCGGCGGCAGCAGCAGCCGGAACUGGAACGCAAAGCACAGGGCAACGCCGGAACACUGGCCUCCCAGCGCGGCAGGGACCUGGACUCGGCGGAGCUGAAGGCGGCGGUGGAGCGAGCGCGCUCGGCCCGGGCCCUCGCCUCGCGACUUCUCGACCGCCGCUCGCUCGCCCCUCCUUCCGCUGCCCCCGCCACCCCGCCACCUUGCGUCCGUCCCCUCCAAACGACGACGCCGACCGCGCCCGGGCCCGCCCUCCGCCUCGCCCGCACCACCCCCGGCAGCGGGGAGAACGUGCCGGCGUUUGAACGCUUCCACACGCUCGCCCGGGACGUGCCUCCAGGCCUCACGCUGCCGCUCAAGAUGACGCUGCUGGCAGAGAUGUUCCGCAGCAUGGACACGGUGGUGGGGAUGCUCUUCAACCGCGCGGAGACCGUCACCUUCGCCAAGGUGCAGAGCGCCGUGCACGAGAUGCUGCGAAGGCGUUUUGAGGAGCGCAGUGUUGGGCAGAUCCACGCUGUGUACCCAGAGGCGUAUCGCUUCCGUCAGGAGAGAGCCGUAGUCGCGUGGAGCCACUCGGCCCGCCCGGGGGACUACCACCUCACCAUCGAGCCCCUGCUCCCCACGGGUGACACGACGCAGGGGUCGCGACCCCACCUGACGGCGGCUCGACUCCUGGAACGGCGUCGCUCGUUCCACCGCCGCCUGCUCGCCAUCGUCAAGAAACAUCACAAGGCCUUCCUGGAGUCGCUGUCGCCCCCCAUGGCUGUGCCCGAGGAUCGGCUGGCGCGCUGGCACCCGCGCUUCGACGUUGACGCAGUGCCCGACGUGACGCCGGCGCCGCUGCCCCGGCCCCCCGAUGCCGAGCGCUGCACCACGGCCGGGGACGCGCUGCGGAUGGCACGGGGAGGUGGGGGAGGUGGGGGAGGUGGAGGCCUCACGCCCAAGAUGGAGAAGGCGCUGGCCAACGUGGCCCUCAAGUCCUCGGGCGCCACGCCGGGAGAUAGGACGACCGCACAGACGGAGAACCGGGCGGAGGCGGAGGCAACGCCGGGACCGGCGGCGACCCUCAGCCCGGCACUGAAGGGGAUCUCGCAGUCACUGAUCGACAGGGUGCGUGCCCGCGAGGCCGCUCGCGCCGCCGCCUCCAUGCAGCGCGACGCCGGGGCGCAGGAGCGAGCGGGCCGCCUGCGGAGCCUGCCGGCGGUGGCACGGACCCUGCGCGGGGUCUUCCUGGCCGAGCGGCGCCCGGCGCUGCCCAUGGAGCUCGCCUGCUCGCGCCUCGUCCAGAGCUGUGGCCUUGGCACCACCGCCGGGGAGAUGGAGCAGCUGCUGCGGCUGCUGGCGGACGCCGCCCCGCGCUGGCUGGGAUUGGUGGCGACGGCGCGCGGCGACCUCUACGUGAAACUGCUGGACAAGUCGGCCGACCUCUCACAGAUCACCACGCAGCUGCAGGAGCGCGCACGCCAGGAGCAGGCGACCCUCUAGUGGUGGGCUGUGGUGUGGGUGUGGGUGGGUGUGGACACAGAUUCAAUCGAAGAAUGAGAAGGGGGCCGUCUCGGGACGUGGCUCUAGUGAUAUCGGCUUCUGCAGCUUCCGUUGCGCGUGGACCCAGAGUCGGUUGAAGAGGAAGACGAGUAAGAAGGCCAGCACAGACGCAGCCUUUGCCCCC